CAUAUUUAAUUGAGUAUAUAUCUUCUACUCAUUCUUUUCUUCAAGAUAUCACUCACAUAUACAAUUUGAAUCAGAUUCCCUUUAGCCUAAGUACAAUGAUUUUGUAUCAAUACAUUUUAUUGUUUCUAGCCAUUAUCUUCUUCAUAUUCUACAAAACAUGGAGGCGCAACAAAAUUGUUAUUGUUCCAAAUUGGCCAAUAAUUGGCAUGCUACCAUCACUUCUCCUUUAUUUAUCCAAUUUUCAUGAUGUUUUAACCUUAGGUUCCAAACAAUAUGGGAGCACGUUUCAUUUUAAAGGACCUUGGUUUACAAACAUGGCCAAUAUUAUCAUCACUUGUGAUCCAAUGAAUGUGCACCACAUCACCAGCAAAAAUUUCAGCAACUAUGGGAAAGGAUCUGAUUUCCGUGAGAUUUUUGAUGUUUUCGGCGUUGGUAUAUUUAAUUUGGAUUCCAAUGAAUGGAAACAAGAGAGAACACUACUUCAUUCAUUGGUAAAAAGGAAAAGCUUUGAGAUUUUCCAUCAAAAUAAUAUUCAAAAGAAGCUAGAGAAUUGUCUAUUACCAUUUCUUGAUCAUGCAUGUAAAGGUGUACAAGUAAUUGAUCUACAAGAUAUUCUUGAGAGGUUCACCUUUGACAUUGCAUGCACCUUUCUAUUUGGAUUUGAUCCAAAUUCCAUUCCUUACAACUUCAAUGAAUUUUCAGAUGCUACUUAUGUAAAAGCUAUUUCUGUGAUUGAUGAUACGCAUUUGAUCAGACACUGUAUUCCAAAAUGUAUUUGGAAGGUACAAAAAUGGCUACAAAUAGGUCAAGAAAGGAAGAGAAAGGUAGCUCGAGAAAAUCUUUACCGAUUCUUGUACAAGUGUAUAGCAUAUUCGGAAGGCGAUGAAGAAAAAAUUGGUGUGGAAGAAUAUCAUCCAUGCUUGCUAAAAGAAUUAAUGAAAAGAGACUUGGGAGACGACGAAAUGGCCGAGAAGUAUUAUCUUAGAGACACUGCACUCAAUCUAUUGGCUGCAGGAGAUGGACCAAUUAGUUCAGGUCUGAGUUGGUUCUUUUGGCUUGUUUCAACUCAUCCUAUUGUGGAAGCUAAAAUUAUUCAAGAAAUCAAAGAUAACUAUUUUACACAAGAGGAGAAUUUGAUCACUGAUUUACGUGUCGAAGAGCUCGAUAAGCUAGUUUACCUUCAUGGAGCAAUAUGUGAAGCCUUAAGGCUUUAUCCUCCUGUUCCAUUAGAGCAUAAGUGUGCAGUCAAAUCUGAUGUACUCCCUAGUGGACACCAUGUUAGUGCAAAUACGAAGUUAAUAUAUUCUUUGUAUGCAAUGGGAAGGAUGGAAGAAAUAUGGGGAGAGGAUUGCUUGGAAUUUAAGCCAGAGAGAUGGAUAUCAGAUAAAGGAGAGAUUAUACAUGUACCAUCUUACAAGUUUAUAGCAUUCAAUGCAGGUCCAAGAAGUUGUAUUGGAAAAGGUAUUAGCCUUAUUCAAAUGAAAAUGGUUGCAGCUGCUAUUUUAUGGAAGUUUCACAUACAGGUUGUGGAAAAUCAAUCUGUAACACCAAAGAUUUCUGUUGUUCUUCGCAUGGAACAUGGCCUUAAGGUCAAAGUUAGUAAAAGAUGCAUGUGAUAUAAGAAUUAUUAUCUUUGGUGUUUCCUUUAACCUAUCUGUAUGUGUAUCGUUGUCCUUGUUAAAUAAUGUUAUGGUGAGACUGUUAUUUUCUAUUUGUGUAUGAAAUAAAGAUGCAUCUAAUGUAAUUCAGUUAGUGUUUUUUCUCUUUUACA
This is a messenger RNA of Vicia villosa (hairy vetch), 1771 nucleotides long. RefSeq names its product alkane hydroxylase MAH1-like. Gene Ontology annotation, molecular function: monooxygenase activity; heme binding; oxidoreductase activity, acting on paired donors, with incorporation or reduction of molecular oxygen. The coding region runs from base 96 to 1616 and encodes 506 amino acids. The transcript has a single exon. The record is from RefSeq and is a predicted model, not a curated record. Lineage: Eukaryota; Viridiplantae; Streptophyta; Magnoliopsida; Fabales; Fabaceae.